AUGCCAAGUCGUCCGGAUAAACAGCUGGCAUUUAUCCGCGCUGGUGAGACGUGGUCGGAAUUCCAGGAAGUCUUCGUUAUAAAUCUUCCAUCCCGCACCGACCGCCGCGAUGCCAUGUCGCUCGCAGGUGCCGUGACAGAUGUUCACCUCAACUACGUGAAUGGUGUUGAUGGCGGCAAGAUCCCGGACAAGGUGUUGCCAGCUGACAGCUGGAACAAGAAAAUCAACGUUGGAAAUAAGGGUUCGUGGAGAGCACAUAUGAACGUGCUACGAAGCAUCGUUGAAAGCAAUCUUACAUCAGCACUAAUACUGGAAGACGAUACAGACUGGGACGUCAGGAUCAAGUCACAGCUGCAGGUCUUUGCACUCGCGUCUCGAAGCUAUCUACAGCCAUUGCGAGACGGCUCCAUGCUGAGCGACAAAUACGAUAGCCCAGUGCCACAUCGUCUGAGCACUGAGGAAGUCGCGACUAGCUACACUGUCGCUCUCCCUGAUGCACCGCCAUACCAGGUACCAAAGAGAAGCCCAUAUGGUGAUAACUGGGACGUUCUAUGGCUCGGGCACUGCGGCACUGAGUUCCCGGGCUCUCUGCGGGAACUGCAUCACGAUGCAGAUCUUAACAAGGCGAACUCCUCGUUGCUUCGCAUUUCCGUACCAAACGAUCCUACGGUUCCCGUACCUCGACAUCUAAGGCCUCAUCCAUUUGCGCUACAAGAUGACCUUGGUGAAGCCUACGCGCCUGGCACGAGGGUGGUGCAUGCCUCGAGUGGCACACUGUGCACGCAAGCGUAUGCCGUCAGCCAGGCUGGUGCACGCAGGUUACUGCACCAAUUUGGCCUUGAGACCUUCACUACAGGUUUCGACCUAAUGUUGCGAGAUUGGUGCGAUGGGAUGUACUUGCAUGGAGGAAGCGAGAAGCAGGGUCGGCAUAAGGGGAUGCCAAUGUGCCUUACUGUACAGCCCCCUUUGUUCUCGCAUUGGCUUUUCGAAAAGGAAGCGAGUUCGGAUAUCAUGGCCCAGGGCGGCGGCUAUCUUCAUAAGUCAGGGUCGCAGUAUCAGAGAUUGAGUACACGUCUGAAUCUCGCGCGCCUGGUCGAAGGAACCCAACUGGACGACUUGAGGGAUCAAUGGCCUGACUCGGAGGAAGACGGUUUAGCUUGA
This is a messenger RNA of Thyridium curvatum, 1161 nucleotides long. RefSeq lists its product as uncharacterized. The transcript is spliced from 3 exons. Bases 1 to 1161 code for a protein of 386 amino acids. NCBI's taxonomy places the organism in Eukaryota, Fungi, Ascomycota, Sordariomycetes, Thyridiales, Thyridiaceae. The record is from RefSeq and is a predicted model, not a curated record.